Messenger RNA from Eutrema salsugineum, 1445 nucleotides. Its product is annotated as pentatricopeptide repeat-containing protein At4g36680, mitochondrial. Gene Ontology annotation, molecular function: protein binding. Gene Ontology annotation, cellular component: chloroplast. Bases 15 to 1247 code for a protein of 410 amino acids. NCBI's taxonomy places the organism in Eukaryota, Viridiplantae, Streptophyta, Magnoliopsida, Brassicales, Brassicaceae. The record is from RefSeq and is a predicted model, not a curated record. The transcript has a single exon.
UCUUUUCAACACUUAUGGCUUCAUCUCGUCUCUCUCUCCGCUAUGUUCGCCGAUUCACCACAGCCGCCGGAGAUGCUACGACCACCGUAGAGGCCGCUGCUCCGUCUCCAGGCAAGAUCUCUGCCUCCAAAGCUAAGACCAUUCUCCGGAAAGUGCACGAUCCGGACAAAGCCCUUGAGAUCUACUCCAACGUCUCCAAUCACGACGCUUCGCCUGUGUCCUCUCGAUAUGCCCAGGAGCUCACUGUCCGUCGCCUCGCCAAAUGUAGCCGCUUCUCAGACAUCGAAGCCCUAAUCGAAUCGCAGAAAAACGACCCAAAAAUCAAGGAAGAGCCUUUCUACUCUACCCUUAUCAGAUCUUACGGCCGAGCCUCCAUGUUCGAUCACGCCAUGAGAGCUUUCGAGCAGAUGGAUCAGUAUGGCACACCAAGAUCAGCACUUUCGUUCAACUCCUUGCUCAACGCUUGUCUCCAUUCCAACAAGUUCGAUAAAGUCCCCCAACUGUUCGACGAAAUUCCUCAGAGGUAUAACGACAUCAACCCUGACAAAAUCUCUUAUGGUAUAUUGAUUAAGUCAUACUGUGACUCUGGUUCGCCUGAAAAAGCCAUUGAGAUUAUGAGACAGAUGGAAGGUAAAGGCAUGGAAGUCACUACCAUUGCCUUGACCACCAUUUUGAACUCCUUGUAUAAGAAAGGUGAAGCCGAGGUAGCAGAAAGCCUGUGGAACGAGAUGGUGAAGAAAGGCUGUGAAUUUGAUAACGCAGCGUAUAAUGUUCGUAUAAUGAAUGCUCAAAAGGAAAGCCCUGAAAGAGUUUUGGAGUUGAUCGAUGAAAUGAGCACUAUGGGAUUGAAACCGGAUGCAAUCAGCUACAACUAUCUUAUGACUGCGUAUUGCGAGAAAGGAAUGUUGGAUGAAGCUAAGAAAGUUUAUGAAGGGCUUCAAGGAAACAGCUGUGCUCCCAACGCGGCUACGUUUAGGACUUUGAUAUUUCAUCUGUGUUACAGCGGUUUGUAUGAGCAAGGCUAUGCGAUGUUCAAGAAGAGUGUGUAUAUGCACAAGAUUCCAGAUUUCAAUACUUUGCAGCAUUUGGUUGUGGGGCUGGUGAGGAACAAGAAGAUAGAUGACGCCAAAGGGUUGAUUAGAACGGUGAAGAAGAAAUUCCCUCCCAGUUUCUUGAAUGCGUGGAAGAAACUCGAGGAGGAAGUGGGGCUGCUUUCGAAAACUGAUGCUUCUUCAUCUUCUGCUUAAAAAGCUCAAGAAUAUUGCAAUUGGAGAUCUGAAUCUUUUACUUGAGCUUUUUAAGAUCUGUUGAAAACUAUGAUCACUUAGUUCUAAGCUUCUCCUGCAUUUUUCUUUUCUCAUAAAUUAGCUUGUAAAAGCUUGACGUUUUUGUUGGUGGAAUCACUUGAAUUUCAUGGUUUAACAAUUUAUAGCUUCGUAGAGUUC